GCUGUGGGCCGGGGAGGAAGGUGGUUGGCGGUCUCUCUACCACCUCCGCGGCUGCCUCCUCCGCUUGUGCUGCCGCUGCGGGCGCCCGGCCGCUCGGCCGCUCGGGCAUGAGACCGUGAGGCGGGCAACGGGUCGGGGCCGCCGACAUGUUUGGCCGCUCGCGGAGCUGGGUGGGCGGGGGCCAUGGCAAGUCUUCCCGCAACAUCCACUCCUUGGACCACCUCAAGUAUCUAUACCACGUCUUGACCAAAAACACCACAGUCACAGAACAGAACCGGAACCUGCUAGUGGAGACCAUCCGUUCCAUCACUGAGAUCCUGAUUUGGGGAGAUCAGAAUGACAGCUCUGUAUUUGACUUCUUCCUGGAGAAGAACAUGUUUGUUUUCUUCUUGAACAUCCUGCGGCAGAAGUCGGGCCGCUACGUGUGCGUUCAGCUGCUGCAGACGUUGAACAUCCUCUUUGAGAAUAUCAGUCACGAGACCUCACUUUAUUAUUUGCUCUCUAAUAACUAUGUAAAUUCUAUCAUUGUCCAUAAGUUUGACUUUUCCGAUGAGGAGAUUAUGGCCUAUUAUAUAUCGUUCCUGAAAACACUUUCGUUAAAACUCAACAACCACACUGUCCAUUUCUUUUACAACGAGCACACUAAUGACUUUGCCCUGUACACAGAAGCCAUCAAGUUUUUCAAUCACCCUGAAAGCAUGGUUAGAAUUGCUGUAAGAACCAUAACUUUGAACGUCUACAAAGUGGAUAACCAGGCCAUGCUGCACUAUAUCAGAGAUAAAACCGCCGUUCCUUACUUCUCCAAUUUGGUCUGGUUCAUCGGGAGCCAUGUGAUCGAACUUGAUAACUGUGUGCAGACUGAUGAGGAACACCGGAAUCGGGGGAAACUGAGUGACCUGGUGGCCGAGCACCUGGACCACCUGCACUAUCUCAAUGACAUCCUGAUCAUCAACUGUGAGUUCCUCAAUGACGUGCUCACAGACCAUCUGCUCAACAGGCUCUUCCUGCCCCUCUACGUGUACUCACUGGAGAACCAGGACAAGGGAGGAGAACGCCCGAAGAUCAGCCUGCCGGUUUCUCUCUAUCUCCUGUCGCAGGUCUUCCUAAUUAUACAUCACGCACCCCUGGUGAACUCGUUAGCUGAAGUCAUUCUGAAUGGUGAUCUUUCUGAGAUGUACGCUAAGACCGAACAGGAUGUUCAGAGAAGUUGUGCCAAGCCCAGCAUUCGGUGCUUCAUUAAGCCCACCGAGACGCUAGAGCGCUCCCUUGAGAUGAACAAGCACAAGGGCAAGAGGCGGGUGCAGAAGAGACCCAACUACAAAAACGUUGGGGAGGAAGACGAGGAGGAGAAGGGGCCCGCCGAGGACGCCCAGGAAGACGCUGAGAAGACUAAAGGUACUGAGGGUGGUUCAAAAGGCAUCAGGACGAGUGGGGAGAGUGAAGAGAUAGAGAUGGUGAUCAUGGAGCGCGGCAAGCUCCCGGAGCUGGCGGCCAGCACGUCUGUGCAGGAACAGAACACCACGGACGAGGAGAAGAGUGCCGCCGCCACGGGCUUGGAGAGUGCACUGUGGAGCAGACCCUUCCUCGAUAUGGUGUACCAUGCCCUGGACAGCCCAGAUGAUGACUACCAUGCACUGUUUGUGCUCUGCCUCCUCUACGCCAUGUCUCAUAACAAAGGCAUGGAUCCUGAGAAACUCGAGCAAAUCCAGCUCCCAGUGCCUGGUGCGGCCGAGAAGACCACCUACAACCAUCUCCUGGCCGAGAGACUCAUCAGGAUCAUGAACAACGCGGCCCAGCCAGAUGGGAAGAUCCGGUUGGCGACGCUGGAGCUGAGCUGCCUACUCCUAAAGCAGCAAGUGGUGACCAGCACAGGCUGCAUCAUAAAGGACGUGCACCUGGCCUGCCUGGAGGGCGCGAGAGAAGAAAGCGUUCACCUAGUGCGGCACUUUUAUAAGGGAGAAGAAAUUUUCUUGGACAUGUUUGAAGAUGAGUACAGGAGCAUGACAAUGAAGCCCAUGAAUGUGGAGUAUCUCAUGAUGGACGCCUCCAUCCUGCUGCCCCCCACGGGCACGCCGCUGACCGGCAUUGACUUUGUAAAGCGGCUGCCGUGUGGCGACGUGGAGAAGACCCGGCGGGCCAUCCGGGUGUUCUUCAUGCUCCGUUCCCUGUCACUGCAGCUGCGAGGGGAGCCCGAAACCCAGUUGCCCCUGACGCGGGAGGAGGACCUGAUCAAAACGGAUGAUGUGCUAGAUCUGAACAACAGCGACCUGAUUGCAUGCACCGUGAUCACCAAGGACGGCGGCAUGGUCCAGCGCUUCCUGGCUGUCGAUAUUUACCAGAUGAGCUUAGUGGAGCCCGAUGUGUCCAGGCUUGGCUGGGGAGUCGUCAAGUUUGCAGGCCUCCUGCAGGACAUGCAGGUGACGGGCGUGGAAGAUGACAGCCGCGCCCUGAACAUCACCAUCCACAAGCCUGCGUCCAGCCCCCACUCCAAGCCCUUCCCGAUCCUCCAGGCCACCUUCGUGUUCUCGGACCAUAUCCGCUGCAUCAUUGCCAAGCAGCGCCUGGCCAAGGGCCGCAUCCAGGCGAGGCGCAUGAAGAUGCAGAGGAUAGCCGCCCUCCUGGACCUCCCGAUCCAGCCGACGACCGAAGUCCUGGGGUUCAGACUUGGCUCCUCCUCUUCUACCCAGCACCUGCCUUUCCGUUUCUACGACCAGUGCCGCCGGGGCAGCAGCGACCCCACGGUGCAGCGCUCUGUGUUCGCGUCCGUGGACAAGGUGCCAGGCUUUGCCGUGGCCCAGUGCAUAAACCAGCACAGCUUGCCAUCCCUGGCCUCACCAUCUGCCGGCGGGAGCCCCAGCGGCAGUGGGAGCACCAGCCACUGUGACUCUGGAGGCGCCAGCUCAUCAUCCACCCCUUCUGCCACCCAGAGCCCGUCAGAUGACCCCGUGACUAUGGAACCGCCUCAGCCUCAUCUUCCCAGCCAGUUGGUGAUCAUCAGCGACAUGGACGCAGAGGCCAGGCCCAGCAAGAGCCUGGCAAGGAGCGCAGACACGGAGGCAGUCAACCUGUCCCCCAGCCUCAUUCCCGCCCAGCAGCCCACCAUCUCCCUGCUCUGUGAGGACGCUGCCGACACGCUAAGCGUGGAGUCGCUGACCCUCAUCCCCCCCGUCGACCCCCAUAGCCUCCGCACCCUCACCGGCAUCCCCGCGCAGCUAGGCCAGGAGGCCGCACACCCGGAGCCAACGGGCCCCGCCGAGCACUGAGCGGGCGCCGAGUGGCCUCCCUUUGUGUGUGGGGGCCUGCUGGCAGGGACCCAGUACAGCUGACUCAGAGACACAUCGGGAGCACCCACUGUCCCCGCGGCCCCCAGGAACCACGGCUGCCAUCUCUUCUCGUGCUCCUUCACUCUGUUUGAAUUCCCCGCUUCACUUUGCACCUCUUGGAGAGCAGGCUGGACCUGGGGGAGACACCCCAGUGAGCCCAGAUGACCAGGCAGCUGCCUCCAGGAGGAGGGCAGCCUCCUGGUCUCUGAGCCUGAUGACCCUGGGGUGGCAGGACCCCCGCCGCCUCUCUUCAUCAGCCAGCCACCCCGGUCUGGGAGCUCCUCGGCCACCACGCCCAGUGUGCCCGGAACAACUGGACCAAGUCACUUUGGGUAGAAAUUUGUAGAGAAACAAACUUGGAUAAGCAUCUCCUUUGGAUAUUUAUUUCCGCUUUUGGCAGCAGAUAAAAAGCAUUUAUUUAAAAAGCAUCUAUUUAAAAAAAAUAAUAAGUCCAAAAAAAGAAUCCUCAGCCCUUAAGGUUUGACGUCAUGUUAAAAGUAUAAUAUUACUGUUAAGAUUUCAUUUUCAUUUUCAUUUUCCCUCGAACUUCCCAGCCUUGUGUUCUAAAGCUCUCGGUCUGGCUUUCCCUGUUUCCUUCUCUACCACUCGCUAACUCUGCGAGCCUGUGAAAUGAUAAGUACCUUCCUGGAAAGUUUAGCUUAUUUUUUAAACAAAGAUGAGGGAGAUACAUGUAUUCUCAGGUACACCCAGAGCUGAGAGGGCCAAAAGUUUCUCUGUCGCGGUAGCCAAGGCACCUUGCCUUGUUUCCUGAAAAAAAUCUUCCCAGGAAAGGGGCCGAUGCAGCCAGCUCCCCACUCAGGACCCAUCCUUCAUCUCUCUGGACUGAAACCAGUCAGGACGGCUUCCCAGCAUCACCUUCAGUUCUUACCACCUCUCUUUGUCUAGAGAGAACCAUCUGGGACCGCGCAGACCCCGGCCCCGUGGCCAUGAUGGAAAGAGGAGGCCCCAGAGGCCGUCUUCCAUGCGGCCUGCGCCCGUCUACGUGUGUGCACGCUGCCAUGCAGGGCGAUGCCCAAGGGCCAGGUCCCGCCCGCCACAGGGACACGUCCCGUCUCGACCAGUUGUCCUGGGAGCUCAGGUGUGCCGCUCUCCCUCUCGGCUGCCGCUGCCGACACAAGCUGAUUUUUCAAAUGGAAACUCCCCACUUGCUUCUCCAUUUGUGCCGGGCGCACGCGGGCCGGUUCUCCGACGUAUCUCAUCGUGCACCUGCGCCGUUCUUGUCUGCGUAGCCGGGCCCAACCCGGUGACCUUCGCCUCUCCCGGGUCGGCGCCAAAACCUUCCACACUUUCCUCCUCGUGUGCCCGCCCACAGUGCCAGCACAUCCGGGCCCGGGGACCGUCGGCCUGUUCAAGGACCACAGGCCUCAUGGCCUCCCUCACCCUGCGGUGGCAGCAGAACCCACCAAGGAGGGCCGUGGCGCCCGUGGGGACGGGGCUCUCCACCAGGAGAAACCCUCUGCUUAGCUGUGCCCGCCCCACUUCAAUGGGGAAGAGACCCAGCCCCGAGAAGGAGGCGUGCCGGCAGAAAUUCCAGGGGCCUUGGCAGGAGGGAUGAGCCAUGACCAUCCGCAGAGCCCCACAGCAAGGAGAGGCAGGUGGGAUGGAAGAAGGGGUCAGGCGGUCCCUGACGAGAAAGGGCAUGUCAUCAGCCACAGAGGCCUGCAGCCGGCCACCCAUCCUACCGGAUCCUUUGCUUGGAUAGAAGAGCGGGCUGGCGCUCUGGUUUUGCAGGGACUCUGGGGCAGCAGAAAUGACGGAAGGCAAGUAACUUCCCAGCCCGGUGGCAUUAUUGUAAAGAACAGGCCCCCCCUCCAGGACCACCGGCCUGCCCUCUGAAAUCCAGUGGCUCCCAGCGGCUCCACAGCCACCGAGCACUGAAGGAGUUGGGGACAGCACGGUGGGAGGUCCUGCGGCAGCAUUGCCGAGACCCGGAGGGUGGAGUGGAACGAAACGUGCCACCUGCCGAGGGCAGGCAUGCCCCGGAGGUGGGCUUGCAGCGUGGGUCCUGCGGCUUGCCCCAGCAGGACGCCUUGGGGCGUGGGGUGGGGACUUCCUUAACCAGGGGCCCCCUGUCACCUUGCGUGCGGGUGAGGAGGAUGCAUGCGUCCUUGUAUGAGGAGGUCUGGGGUCUGCAGGAGGCAGGCAGCCAUCUUGGCUCUGAUGAAGGACCUGCCUUGCUAGGUCUUGACCAUCAUGGUGGCCGCGGGCACGCUGUGUCUUUGGGAGCACCCCGCAAACCUAACAGCAGGGGCUCUCCGAGGCAGGCCAGCCCAGACAGGGAGGGCCGGGACUCUGGGGCCGAGCAGAGAGAGGUAGAGCCGUGAGUCCUUGCAGAGCAGGAGUGGGGACCGUGCCCUCCUGGACUCAGAUUUCUGGGGCCAAGCUCGGCAAGCCCACGCGGCCUACCAUCUGUCUCCACGUCCCACCCUCCUCAAGUCCAUUGGGCCCAUUGGGUUUGCGAAGUCAGGGGCAGGGUUGGCCGCAUGAACCCUCAGACCUCAGCUUUGAACGUUGUGUGGAGAAGCGUAUGUCCUUACAGUGUAGGGGCUCGCACGAGCGAGGGCACCUCUCGCUGAAGGUCAGAUGGGGUGAGGCCAGGAGCUCUCCAGCACCAGCCCCAAAGCCCCAGCAAGGAUGUGGGGCAGAGACGCCAUCCCAGGGAGGGGCAGGAGGAGGGCGUCCACCACUGCAGGCCUUCCCUGCUCCCUUUCCCUCCGCCCAGCCUGUCUGUUCCCUGCUCUCUGCAGAAGGCAGCUCCCCCCACCCCCAGCCCCUGCAUUAGCAAACCCCCCCCCCCCAGGCGGGAGUGAAGAGACCUACCUCGUUAAAGACAUACACUAGAUUUCUCUAAGGUCUCACGAUGCACUGUUAGAAAUAAAGGCACGGCGUGAACGGAUUCUCAUCUUUUUCUCUAGACGCAAUAAAUAAGAAAUACUUAAUGUA
Callorhinus ursinus (northern fur seal) is the source of this 6287-nucleotide messenger RNA. It is a transcript of the gene CLEC16A, whose product is annotated as C-type lectin domain containing 16A. Gene Ontology annotation, biological process: vacuolar transport; endosomal transport; regulation of autophagosome maturation. Gene Ontology annotation, cellular component: late endosome; Golgi apparatus. The record is from RefSeq and is a predicted model, not a curated record. NCBI's taxonomy places the organism in Eukaryota, Metazoa, Chordata, Mammalia, Carnivora, Otariidae.